AGGGACAUCAAAUCGGAGGCCCUGGGAGGAGCAGCCGGCCGGCUGCCCUGCAGAGGCCAGGUCUGCGCAGCAAACCCAGGAAGGUGUGGCGUCCCUGCUCCGCGGCCGAGAUGGUGCCGGUGCUGCGCCGUCCUUUGUGUGCCUGGGAAGGGCGUUCCAGGAGCCGGGUCGGGGGCUCCUGACUUGCAGUGGGCAGCAUGACGGUGAGCCGGCUGUCACUGCUGUGCCGGGACCUCUGGGCGCUGUGGCUGCUGCUGAAGGCUGGCGCAGAUGAAAUCAUGCACCAGGACAUCGUCCCGCUCUGUGCUGCUGACAUCCAGGACCAGCUGAAGAAGCGCUUUGCUUACCUGUCUGGUGGGCGGGGGCAGGACGGAAGCCCGGUCAUCACCUUCCCUGACUACCCGGCCUUCAGCGAGAUUCCGGACAAGGAGUUCCAGAAUGUCAUGACCUACCUCACCAGCAUCCCCAGCCUGCAGGACGCUGGCAUCGGAUUCAUCCUGGUGAUAGACCGGCGGCGGGACAAAUGGACCUCCGUGAAGGCGUCCGUCCUGCGCAUCGCAGCAUCUUUCCCGGCAAACCUGCAGCUCGUCCUUGUGCUUCGCCCGACGGGUUUUUUCCAAAGGACUCUCUCCGACAUCGCUUUCAAAUUCAAUAGAGAUGACUUUAAGAUGAAGGUGCCGGUCAUAAUGCUGAGCUCCGUACCAGACUUACACGGUUACAUCGAUAAGUCGCAGCUGACCGAGGACCUGGGCGGGACCCUGGACUACUGCCACUCUCGGUGGCUGUGCCAGCGCACGGCCAUCGAAAGUUUCGCCCUCAUGGUGAAGCAGACGGCUCAGAUGCUGCAGUCCUUCGGGACCGAGCUGGCCGAAACAGAGCUGCCCAAUGACGUCCAGUCGACGAGCUCAGUGCUGUGUGCCCACACAGAGAAGAAGGACAAGGCGAAGGAGGAUUUGAGGCUGGCACUGAAAGAGGGGCACAGCGUUCUGGAGAGCCUCAGGGAGCUGCAGGCUGAGGGCUCAGAGCCCGGCGUGAACCAGGACCAGCUCGACAACCAGGCCACCGUGCAGAGGCUCUUGGCCCAGCUGAACGAAACCGAGGCUGCCUUCGAUGAGUUCUGGGCAAAGCAUCAGCAGAAGCUGGAGCAGUGCCUGCAGCUUCGGCACUUCGAGCAGGGCUUCCGGGAGGUCAAAGCCAUCUUGGACGCAGUGUGCCAGAAGAUAGCAACCUUCACGGACAUUGGCAACAGUCUGGCGCAUGUGGAGCACCUGCUGAGGGACCUGGCCAGCUUCGAGGAGAAAUCAGGCGUGUCUGUGGAGAGGGCCCGGGCCCUGUCUCUGGAUGGCGAGCAGCUCAUCGAGAACAAGCACUACGCCGUAGACUCCAUCCGCCCCAAGUGCCAGGAGCUCCGGCACCUCUGCGACCAGUUCUCUGCAGAGAUCGUGAGGAGGAGGGGGCUGCUCAGCAAGUCCCUGGAGCUGCACCGCCGCCUGGAGACGUCCCUGAAGUGGUGUGAUGAAGGGAUUUACCUGCUGGCCUCACAACCUGUGGACAAGUGCCAGUCCCAGGACGGUGCGGAGGCUGCCCUCCAGGAAAUCGAGAAGUUUUUGGAGACCAGCGCAGAAAAUAAGAUCCAGGAGCUCAACACAAUUUACAAGGAAUACGAAUCCAUCCUCAACCAAGACCUCAUGGAGCACGUGCGAAAGGUCUUCCAGAAGCAGGCAAGCAUGGAGGAGGUGUUCCACCGCAGGCAGGCCAGCCUGAAGAAGCUGGCGGCCAGGCAGACGCGGCCCGUGCAGCCAGUGGCCCCCAGACCCGAGGCACUGGCAAAGUCGCCCUGCCCCUCCCCAGGCAUUCGGCGAGGCUCGGAGAACUCCAGCUCCGAGGGCGGUGCGCUGCGGAGAGGGCCCUACCGGAGGGCCAAGAGUGAGAUGAGUGAGAGCCGGCAGGGCCGCGGCUCCGCAGGGGAGGAGGAGGAGAGCCUGGCCAUCCUGCGCAGGCACGUGAUGAGCGAGCUCCUGGACACAGAACGGGCCUACGUGGAGGAGCUGCUGUGCGUCCUGGAGGGCUACGCCGCGGAGAUGGAUAACCCACUGAUGGCUCACCUCCUGUCAACAGGCCUUCACAGCAAGAAGGAUGUUUUGUUUGGAAACAUGGAGGAAAUCUAUCACUUCCACAACAGGAUAUUCCUCAGGGAGCUGGAAAACUACACCGACUGCCCAGAACUGGUUGGAAGAUGCUUUCUGGAGAGGAUGGAGGAUUUCCAGAUCUACGAGAAGUACUGUCAGAACAAGCCCCGCUCCGAGAGCCUGUGGAGACAGUGCUCCGACUGCCCGUUCUUCCAGGAAUGCCAGAGGAAGCUGGACCACAAGCUGAGCCUGGACUCCUACCUGCUGAAGCCGGUGCAGAGAAUCACCAAGUACCAGCUGCUGCUCAAGGAAAUGCUGAAAUACAGCAAGAACUGCGAGGGGGCUGAGGACCUGCAGGAGGCGCUGAGCUCCAUCCUGGGCAUCCUGAAGGCCGUGAAUGACUCCAUGCACCUCAUUGCCAUCACCGGCUAUGACGGGAAUCUCGGCGACCUGGGCAAGCUGCUGAUGCAGGGCUCGUUCAGCGUCUGGACCGACCACAAGAGGGGCCACACCAAGGUGAAGGAGCUGGCCAGGUUCAAGCCCAUGCAGCGGCACCUGUUCCUGCACGAGAAGGCCGUGCUCUUCUGUAAGAAGCGGGAGGAGAACGGGGAGGGGUACGAGAAAGCCCCCUCCUACAGCUACAAGCAGUCCUUAAACAUGGCUGCCGUCGGCAUUACGGAGAACGUGAAGGGAGAUGCUAAGAAGUUCGAGAUCUGGUACAACGCGCGUGAGGAGGUCUACAUCGUCCAGGCACCAACUCCUGAGAUUAAGGCCGCGUGGGUGAAUGAAAUUCGGAAAGUGCUGACCAGCCAGCUGCAGGCUUGUCGAGAAGCCAGCCAGCACCGGGCACUGGAGCAGUCGCAGAGCCUGCCCCUGCCGGCCCCGACCAGCACCAGUCCCUCGAGAGGAAACUCAAGGAACCUCAAAAAGCUGGAAGAAAGGAAAACGGACCCCCUGAGCCUGGAGGGAUAUGUCAGCUCAGCACCACUGCCAAAGCCCCCCGAAAAGGGCAAAGAGCCCUAGGACCUCACAGAAGAGCCCCUCCCUCUCCGUUGCUCUGCACCCCUGUAUCAGCAAGGUCAGCCCCAGCAACAGCCCCGGCCCAGACCCAGCGUGCAACCUGGAGCCGCCCUGGGCCCUCCCCGCAGCAGCUGGACCCGCCUCCACGCCGGGUUGCGAUCCCUCUGCAUAGUUUCUUUCUCUUCCUUCAUAGAUGACACGGUCACUAGCUCUGCCUCAGAAAGCUCUGCGCUUUCCAGAAAGCGCUUUACCCUGCAGGGCUUUGCUAACCUCAAAGGUCAGAAAGGUAAAAGUAGCACCUGCCC
Mandrillus leucophaeus (drill) is the source of this 3454-nucleotide messenger RNA. It is a transcript of the gene MCF2L, whose product is annotated as MCF.2 cell line derived transforming sequence-like. Gene Ontology annotation, cellular component: extrinsic component of membrane; cytoplasm. The record is from RefSeq and is a predicted model, not a curated record. Gene Ontology annotation, biological process: positive regulation of Rho protein signal transduction; intracellular signal transduction. The transcript has 27 exons. Bases 198 to 3152 code for a protein of 984 amino acids. Lineage: Eukaryota; Metazoa; Chordata; Mammalia; Primates; Cercopithecidae. Gene Ontology annotation, molecular function: protein binding; guanyl-nucleotide exchange factor activity.